This is a messenger RNA of Girardinichthys multiradiatus, 2127 nucleotides long. RefSeq names its product cytidine monophosphate (UMP-CMP) kinase 2, mitochondrial (gene cmpk2). The transcript is spliced from 5 exons. The record is from RefSeq and is a predicted model, not a curated record. Lineage: Eukaryota; Metazoa; Chordata; Actinopteri; Cyprinodontiformes; Goodeidae. Bases 86 to 1339 code for a protein of 417 amino acids. Gene Ontology annotation, molecular function: dTMP kinase activity. Gene Ontology annotation, cellular component: mitochondrion; cytoplasm. Gene Ontology annotation, biological process: dUDP biosynthetic process; dTTP biosynthetic process; dTDP biosynthetic process.
UUUUUGCCCUCUGCUCGGUUAGUUUCGUUUUCCUUCCAGCUGAUCGAAGCAGCGCAGCGGACCAGAAACGUACUGAUACCAAAACAUGGCCAGGCACCUGAAGCCCCUCGUUCAGCGGUGGUCCUCCCGUGUUUUUUCUGUGGAGCUAGAUGGAGCGCCGCUGUAUUUUGGAAUCAGGGAAAAGCUCCGAGGAGCAACCGUCCUACCUGCGGUUUUCUCUAGGCUCCAGAAGGAGGACAGGUGCUACUCUCUGCUUGUCUGCAGCAGGGACCGAAUCAGAGGAGACAGGUUUCACUGGGAGCUCAGAGACAAACUGCUGAAGGACUUGCCUCCGAGCUCUGAUGUAGCCACCAUGUCCUCCUUUCUCCCAGACGAGAAGGGCUCUCUGGUCAAAGGCUACUUUUUCAAAAGCAGGGCUGACAAUUCCCCCCUGAUAGAGGGAAUUUUAAGCGAUUUAGAGCACACUGAUUCGGUGUUAGUGUGUUCAUACUCUCAAAGUGAAGAUGGUCAGCAGUGGACUCAGAGUCUGUGGUCCCAUGCAGAGAAAAAACAGAUGAAGUUCUAUGUGGUGCCUUCAGAAGCACCAAAACAUCACCCGUCUGCACUCAACAUGAUCAACUCUGAUGUUUUCUAUAGCUCGGAUGAGGCCUGUGACGUGUUGAAAAAGUGUGGUGACAUCAUCCCAGAGACCCAGUCUGUUCUGAGGAUGCUUCCCAGCAGAGUGGAUGCCAGAAGAAAACCAGACUUCCCUGUUAUUGUCAUAGAGGGCCUGGAUGCCACAGGAAAGACUACUCUUACAGAGUCUCUACGGGACACUCUGGGGGCCACACUUCUGCGGUCUCCUCCCCAGUGCUUGUCCACCUGGAGAGCCCGCUUUGAUCGAGAACCACCUAUAAUUCGGAGGGCCUUCUAUGCAGUCGGCAACUACAUCACUGCUGAGCAAAUAUGUCAAGAGAGUGCCAAGUCACCUGUUAUUGUUGACAGAUUCUGGCAUAGUACAGCCGCUUACGCCAUCGCCACUGCAGUAACCGGCCCAGUGAGUAACCUUCCAUAUGACGGCUCCGAGGUGUACUGUUGGCCCGGUGACCUCCUCCAGCCCAGCCUGGUGGUCUUACUCACUCUGGACCCAGAGGAGAGAACGAGGAGGCUGAGGAACAGAGGUCUAAUGAAGACUGAUGAGGAGCAGGAGCUGGAUCACAACAAACGUUUCAGAGACAGAGUUGAGGAAGCUUAUCGGAGGAUCAUCGGCCCACUCUGCAUCACCGUGGAUGCAAGCCCCUCUGCAGACCUAGUGCUCCAACAAGUGCUGCUUUUAAUUAGGGCCAAAUGCCACUUGUAAACAGUUCUCCCUCUCACUCCCUGCUGACAGCCGAUAAGCCAACUGAUGCAGUACCUCCUGUCGCCACUGGGUGCCAGUAAGGUGUUGUCAAUAAGGCGGCAGGAGGGCAGGUGGCCAGAUUGGAGUAUGGAAAAGAGAUUCUGCUCACAAUGAGUAAAGGUCGAGUGGCCAGGAGCCAGAAUGGCAUACUGCAGACAAAAAAUACAUAUUAAUGUGGAACACAAACAUCCUCUCACAGGAGGAUUGUUACAAACAAGUCUGUAUUUCACUUUUUUAAAAUAGGCUGUUGUGCAGCCCUCAUAAUUACACUUAAGCUCUAAUAAUAUAUGCAGCUAUCUAAAUUAAUUUGUUAAAUAUUUUUAAGUUUUGAAAAAUAAACUCCAAAUUUGAACAAAUCUUGUUUAAAAAAGAAAGACUCACAAUGUGCAUUGCUAACUUUGGAUGGAUAGUUAAUCUCACUUUAUUUAAUGCAGAACUUUGCCGUAACAUGAAACACAUGCAACAAGUCUAAUAAAACAUUUAACCAUUGCUUCAUUACAGAUUUUGUAUAUUUGUAAAUACCUAUGUGCACACUUUGUACAAUACAUAAAGUUAAAAUUCCACCUACAUUCCCAAACAAAUCUGUGGCAAAGUUGUCUUUUUUUCUGAUUAGACAAAAAUAAAGAAAUGCACCUUGAGGGUCUCAGCUGGAAUGGUGAAAUCACAUGUACGCAGAACGAUUAUGUCAUUUCAUUGACUUUGUACAUGGAGUUUUAAUAAUGAGGAUUAAAGUUUUAACAGCUGCAUGA